Cadophora gregata is the source of this 2821-nucleotide messenger RNA. RefSeq lists its product as uncharacterized. The record is from RefSeq and is a predicted model, not a curated record. The transcript has 9 exons. NCBI's taxonomy places the organism in Eukaryota, Fungi, Ascomycota, Leotiomycetes, Helotiales, Ploettnerulaceae. Gene Ontology annotation, molecular function: sodium:proton antiporter activity. Bases 1041 to 2723 code for a protein of 560 amino acids. Gene Ontology annotation, cellular component: plasma membrane. Gene Ontology annotation, biological process: regulation of membrane potential; sodium ion export across plasma membrane; proton export across plasma membrane.
UGGCCGAUAUGGUGUUGCAGCGCACAAAUAAGCAGAAGCGAGUGUGAUGUUGAUCCUCUCGGCAUCAUUAUGCGGGCCAAUCACAUCCAACAGCAUCCGAAGAGCCGCUUACAUGAGCAGUGCCAAGGGUUCUCCAGUGGGGUCUCCGGCCUGUCAGAUGCUCUCUCACACUCCUGAAAGCCAACUCCAUUUUCAUGGCCGACUUUAAAGCGUCGCUUCCAGGUCCCGCUCGGAUACUGAGGUCGCACAUUGGAGCAGCGCGCUCCUGGCCCUCAAAGCGUCGUAGAGGCUGCUCCAUAAUGGAUGGUUCAAGGAAAAGUAAAAGCCGCGGCACGGAGAUCCUCCUGGUGUCCAAGAACACUUGGUGUCUCUACCAAGGCCGUUGGAAACUGAAAUAUUCGAAAGAAAACUCUGGGCAGUUCCACUGGGCAGGGUCCUCGUUUGGGCUUUUGCGGCUUCUAAAGUCCUUGGAUCAUUGAUCUCCAGUGUCCGCGGUUACAGCCCCAUCAUAUCUGCGCCCUUUCUUUCACGCGACACGGGACUGAUUGGUGGAUAGAAAGCCACCUUAGAAUUACAAGAAAAUUGGCGGUUCCAGGUACGUGCUGUAGAUAAGGCCCCACUCCACUGGGCUAGUGUGGUGUUUUUGACAUUUCAGAGACCUCAAACCCACGAAGUUCUUGGACAAAUAUAAUAAUCAAGGGGAAACCUGUGUUUCCAUCGCAACUAUACGUUUCCAAAAUUAUGGAUCUUUCUAAAAAUAGAGGAUCUACAAUCUGCCUGGGCACUGCCAUCUAGGCACGGCAAUGAUUUCAUCAUUCUCACUCUUAAAGUUCGCUUGCUUCACUUCCCAUCCUGUCGAUUGUCAUCUGCUGGCUUGAUGAGGAUUUGCGUCAUAUUCUUUGUCCUGUCUUUUUGAACUUUAUCUCGAUUCAGGAAAUCGAGUCUUCAACUUCGUCCGGCCCCUUUCCAGUGUCAUUUCAUUUUCUUCGACGAACGCUCUUCCCAGUUUUCUCUUUUGUUUUCACAUAUUCAACGCAGCAAUGCCGUCUCUGGAUGUCAGCGAGCUGAAUAUAGUGCUCGGAGUCUUGGGCAGCUUCAUAGUGUUGUAUGGUAUAAUAUCUGUGAAGAUAAAAGCCCAAUGGUAUUUGGGAGAAGCGUUACCCGCUGUCGUAUUUGGGAUCAUCUUGGGUCCAAUUGUAGCCAAGUUCUUGGACGCUGAGCGAUGGGGCUCCGCGGCGCCUGAGCAGAUGGGUGCCAUAACACUCGGUGUAGCAAGAGUGGUUAUAGGAGUUCAACUUGUUAUUGCCGGUUUUCAGCUUCCUGCCAAGUACCAACUGAGAGAAUGGAUCCCGAUGAUGAUUUGUCUAUUGCCUGUCAUGACAAUCAUGUGGCUUUUCACAACUGGGUGCAUUUUGCUCACUGUACCAAAACUCACUCUUCUUACUGGCUUGGUCAUUGGAUCUUGUGUCACCUGCACAGACCCAAUUCUUUCUCAAGCAAUCGCCAAAGGCCCUUUCGCCGACAAAUAUGUGCCACGAGCCCUACGGGAGAUCAUCAGUUCCGAGGCAGGAGCAAACGAUGGAUUUGGGUUCCCGUUCCUUAUGCUUGCGACAUACUUGAUUCGGUAUGCAGAUAUUCCCGGUGCAGGCGAGCAUUCUACUGCCUCCAAGGCCGACCUUACAGGCAAUGUCACGACAGCAAUUGUUGAAAGGGCUAUAUUACAUGUCAGAGAAGAAGAGGCUGGGAGACUUGGUGGAGGCGUCGGCAUCGCGCUCGGCACUUGGGCAACGGAAACAUGGGUUUACAUUGUGUUCCUCAGUGUCGUCUACGGCAUUGUCGUUGGAUACGGGAGUGCUAAAGCAGCCAAGUUUGCACUUCGAAAAAAAUGGAUCGAUACUGAGAGCUACCUUCUUAUGCCCACUGGGCUCGGCCUCUUUCUUAUUGGUACUUGUGGCGCUAUCGGUACAGAUGACUUGCUUGCCUGUUUUGUGGCCGGUAAUGCUCUCAAUUGGGAUGGACAAUAUCUCGACGAAACUGAAGCGCUUCAUGACGAAGUCAACUCAUGUAUUGAUGUCCUCCUCAAUUUUGGGGGCUUUAUGUAUAUUGGUAUCGUCAUGCCUUUCGCCGAUUUCCAUCAGCCCGAUACCACAGGUCUUACCAUUCCACGUCUCAUUGGACUAGGCUUUCUGGUGCUUAUCUUUCGCCGUAUCCCAGCUAUAUUGAUAACGUAUAAGCUCAUGCCAUCUUGCGUAAAGAACUGGAAAGAAGCACUGUUUAUGGGAUACUUCGGACCAAUUGGCAUCGGCGCAGUCUUUUAUAUUGAACACACGAAGCAUCUUUUCCCUGAAAAAGGAAAGGCAAGUGACGCCGAGGUGAAUGAUAUGACAGCAGUCAUGGUUCCAGUUGUCUACUGGCUUGUGUUAUUCUCAAUCGUCGUCCACGGCCUCUCCAUUCCUGCCCUCAAUCUGAUCUACAAGUGGCGCGGUGUUCCUACCAUUCAAGAGGACGAUCCGCAAGAGAUUCUCAUGCUUUCAAGCAACGCAGCACUCCCCAAGAACUCGAAAGCAAAUCCCAAUAGAAAGUCCAUCUUAGUACAUAACCGCUUCUCGACAGCCGCACCAAGACCCAAUAUCAGCAGGCCAACAGACCUGUCCCGUUGGGACUUGGAGGGUGAUAGACGUAUGGACUCUAUCGACUUGGAGAAGUUACGCCAAAUCCAAUGAAAUAGGUUGGAUGUAAGGGGAGUGGAAGGGUUUUGGGGGUUUUGCUGCUUCAAGUGUAAAAUCAGAUUUGAACUAGAAUCUACUACAAAGCUUUCCUC